Messenger RNA from Clupea harengus (Atlantic herring), 3416 nucleotides. RefSeq names its product cytoskeleton-associated protein 2. The record is from RefSeq and is a predicted model, not a curated record. Gene Ontology annotation, biological process: negative regulation of microtubule depolymerization. Lineage: Eukaryota; Metazoa; Chordata; Actinopteri; Clupeiformes; Clupeidae. Gene Ontology annotation, cellular component: microtubule cytoskeleton.
UCAAAUAUCCAUUUGAAAGCGUUUGAAACGGGAUUUGCAGUUACUUGUCUGCCGCUUUGAACAAGUUGUUGUUUGUUGAGCCACUCGCUGCUGAACAACUAACUUAACUACAAAGUUUACACCGUUGGAUUUGGACACUACCAUCAUGGAGAUUCACAAAAAGAGCAACAAGGAGAACGCCCUUCCCAAACUUGGACAACAGAAGGUCGUCACGUCGUUUAUCAAAAAAGCAGUUCCCGGGCAAACUGCCCCUUUGCAGUCCAAGAACGACCAGAAAGAUGGGACAACUGAUAAGAGGGCGGAACCUACAAUGAAAGCCCAACAGAGAGCCACGAAGCCAGCUGUUGCCAAACCCGAUACCGCGGUCAAAAAGGUUCCAACGUUGACCCGGACCUUCCACUCCCAACAGUCCGCCGAUUAUAAAAAGCUGCUAACACAAGGUCCAAAGCCCGCAUCCUCAGCACCCCCAAAGUGUCUCCCAGGCAGCUACAAGGGCAAGGUUGUCCAAUCCAAGGUGGACUGUUUUAGAAAACCUGGCGACGCCACAGCUUCAACGACAGAAAAAAGGGUGUUCGCAAAGCCAGCUUUACCCAAAACAGUUGGCUCAAUACCAGCGACGUUAUCAAGAUUCAAGUCGAAGUCUGUCACAGCCUUAGCCGGUAAAACAGCACCUUCCAGCUUCCAAACACAACCGCGCAGACCCAAGUCAGUUACCGACGUUCCGUUGAGUCGCCCCGCGAAUAAAACUACCCGUGGCCAGACACAAACCGUAUCCACAGUGCGACAAUUCCAGGCUACGAGGAGGCCACCCACCACUCGUUCGGUCCCACCGAUUUCCAGGACCGUGGCUGGACCGAAAGCUCCCGCCAGCUCGGCGAGACCUGCCCCAGGUGCUGUCAAGCAAAGUCAGAACACCACCAAGCCACCUGUCGCCACGAGCCAGCGUCCCACCCGUAAACCUCCUACAAGCACACUCAGUCACACGAGGGUUGGCAUGGAAACGGCAGAGGAGAGAAGAGCAAAGUUGGCCGAGUGGCUAGCGUUAAAGGGCAAGACCUUGAAGAGGCCCGCCACCCACAGCACCCUUCCGACCCAAAGAACCAGACCCUUCAUCAAGCCCAAAGCGGAUCCACAGCAGAACCAUGAGCCUGAGUCCCGACCCACUGCAGAGCCCAGUCUGGUUCCGGAACCUGCUGCUGAACCCAGCCUGGUCGCUGAAACCAAACCCGUCGCUAAGCUCGACACCCCGGAGGAGGAGGAGGAGGUGGAGGAGCCGGUCACCUCCAGCCCAGCUACGGUCAUGAACACCACACUAGACAUGGUGGACAACUGCGACCUGGAUCUGCCCGAAGUAGACCUGGACGUGUGCAUGGAGAACCUGGUGGUGAAUCUGUGUGGGGCUCUGGAGGCCCUGGAGCCGCCCUCUGCGUGCCAAAGCGAAGAGCAACAUGCUGACGAAAAGGACUCAAAGGCAGAGCUGGAGGGCAUGGUGGUGGAGGUGCAGGUAAGCGAGGAAGAGGAGGAGGACGACGAUGAUGAGAUUAAAGAGGAGUUUGCAGACAACAAGAGGGACAGUGAGAAGUCAACCAAAGAGUGUUCAGCGGAAGAUUCCGACUCGGAAAUGGAAGCCGAUUCGAUCGAGGGUUCAGAGUCGGACAGCGACAGCGACACAGACGAUGAGAACCAGGCCGAGGCCGCCGACGUCGACGAACGUAAAGUGAAGACAGAGGUGAAGGCAGAAGAUGAUGAUGACGAUGAAGAGGAGGACAAUUGUGGCACCACAACCCCAGAAUGCAAAGGGGCAUCAGUGGUGAAGUACAGCGUGAGGACGACCCCCUUCCUUCAGAGCGUGAAGAAGCGAAUCGACGUCAGCGAAUCAGCGACGAAGGCUGCCCCCUCCAGCUGCGGCUCAUCCCGUCGCCCCCGGCAACGCCAGAGCAGCAGCAUCGGCGACCUGAAGUUCCUGACGCCCGUGCGCCGCUCCCGCCGCAUCGAGGGCCACUCCUCACGCCUGCCCGCCGCCGUGUCCGAGCACGACCCCUGCGUGACCUCGCUCGCGGAGCUGGCAAGGCUCGAGGGCGGCGAUCACGAGGCCAACGCCUACAUCUACAGGAGAAACCCGGCGCUGCUUGACGAGCACGGAGACCUGAACCGACUGUGAGGAAAUGCUCUUUGAAUUGGGCUAUAACACUAGCCAACGCAGUUCGUUCAACCAAUCAUAAGCAGUUAGGUCAUCAAAUUAUAACUCCCUGCUCUUGAUUGGCUGAACCUGUCGGACAUUUUGUUUUCAUAAUGAUCGCGUGUAUCGAGACCAGAGAGGGUCUGUGAUUGAGUUCACAGUUCUGAGUACGGUCAGGCAAACAGGAGGUCAAACUGAUGUGAUGGUGAAUUGACCUGGAAUGUAUGAUUUAAGGGCACUUUGUAUCAGAAGAUAAACAAUAAGCGUUGCUUUUAUAUAUCAACCAUGUUAGACAUUGUUUAACUGAUUUAUGCUAACUAACAGAAUGUAUACAUUACAGUUCUAUUUUAAGAUGCUCCGGUUGGAUUCGAUGGCAUUGUGCUUAGACAGUGUCUCUUAUUGUACUUGUGCUGCUUGAGGUCAAAAAAGGGUCUAAAAAAAGGCUAAGAUUGGGGGUCUGGGGAUUGUCCUAUAUCUGUGUGUAACGGCAAUGUCCUCCGAUUCCUUAUGAGGACCUCGAGAAAUGUGUGUAAAUGGAAACUUUGUUAAAGAUAAUGGUUACAUGGGAGCCGGUGUUGUUGAAGCUGGGAUGCUGUACUAGUUUCUUCUCUGGUACUUUUGAAAUAACUGUCACUGGACAGUGCGUGUAGGCCUACUAACUGAGUUGACGAGGAUGCAAGAUGAGGGUCUGAUUAAUGAAAGCUUUUGAUGUCUUUAAAAAAAAAAAAUUGCUUGUUUUACUGUAAUUUUGCUGAUAUUUUAAAAACGGAACUUUUAAAGCAAGAAACAAAUUAAGAUGUAAGAUUAAAAAAAAUCUUACAUUAAGAAAAGUAUAUGUUAUGUUAAGUGAAUGCUUUCAUAGGCUCUUUUAAAUAAUAAUAAUAAUAAAAAACAUCGUUUCACAGCUGAGGCAACAGAGUGCAAACAUCUGACUUUAAAAUAAACGUAUGGGUUGAUGCCUUUAAGGGCAACACUUACACACAAACACGUAUUGUACAUAAAUACACGGACACCCAUCAACACUUUUAAUCACCCUUCCAUGUUCUCUUAACUGUGUUUGUGCUGUUCAUGUGAUUUCCAGCUAUUGAUCCGUGUAUUCUGUCAUUUCUAAAUGUGUUCAUCACUUUUUUUAUGUGUCUGUGGUACUUGUUUACUCUUUGGUCACAACACUAUCUAAGGCCCUUUGUUUGGGUACUUCUGUUAAAAUAAAAGUUUUAUCUUCUGAAAAAAAAAAAAA